Messenger RNA from Venustampulla echinocandica, 3999 nucleotides. RefSeq names its product HR1 repeat-containing protein. Gene Ontology annotation, biological process: TORC2 signaling. Gene Ontology annotation, cellular component: TORC2 complex. The record is from RefSeq and is a predicted model, not a curated record. The transcript has 3 exons. The coding region runs from base 1 to 3999 and encodes 1332 amino acids. NCBI's taxonomy places the organism in Eukaryota, Fungi, Ascomycota, Leotiomycetes, Helotiales, Pleuroascaceae.
AUGGUUGGACCACCGGGCAUUCUGAGCUCGUCCGCGACGCCGACUCAGAAGUCGGUCUACAGCCAACAUUCUUCGUCGCAUGGGUCGAACAAUACAAUUACUAAGGCCAAUUCCGAUCGCGAUGGCCUACAGCCCUCUGCCGCUGGCAAUGGCCUUCGAGCGCUGUCCAGCUCGAACGCAUCCUUCGCGCCCCGCGGCUCCUCACUGAAUCCGUCGCCCGCUGCGCCAGGGAGCUUCAGCUCCAACCUGCGGAGCCAGAUGGCCCCAUCCCGAACAGGGUCGAAUCAAGACGUCACCUACACUAUGGCGAACUUGGAGAGGUUGGAUGAGGACGAUAGUCUACUGCCUCUGCAGGCCAUUUCCACAUUGCGGGAAUCGCUGAACCGAGAAAUGAAAAUCAAGGAGGGGAGCGAGAACAUGCUGGAGGCGUUGAAUACCAAGAAAGCAAAGCAAACCAAGGAACAGCGCCAGAGGGUGGAGGCAGAGCUGAACUCCUCCAAUCAAAAAAUCAAGGAAUUAAAGAAUCAGAUCUCCGAGCUACAGCGACCCAGGCUACCUAGCACCCCAACCAAGUCACGUAUCGAUGCCUUGUUUCAGAGCAAUGGUCUGCGGUCUCCUCCCAGUGCAGCAAAAAGCAUCGAGUCCGAUUUUGACGAGCCGACGGAAUCACCUACCUACACAUUGGCUGAGAUAUUGCAAGCGCUCGAGAUUGAGGGGCUUACUCCAGACUACUAUGUUGGACACGCAAAUAACCUUGUUGAGCUUUUUAAAAGGUACCCAAAGCUGAAAUAUGACUUGGUCUGGUCCGUAUUCGGUUUGCGGAUGCAGGUUAUGCUGGUGAGCCAGAGUAGGGAAGUCGUAGCGGCUGGUUACCGGAUGAUAAGAUAUGCGAUAUCAGAUUCCAACUCCCUACAGAAGAUUCGAGGACUGAAUACGGACUAUUUAGUGGUGCUUUCGCUCGUCAAAAAGUCAAAUGCCGACGUUGAAAGAGAACAAGCGCUCAAAUUCGUACGUGCAUUUUUGGACGUGAAAGAUGGGGUCCAUGAGGUAUCCAGAGCCGUCGUGAGAACCAUCGCGGCAGUUGCCGAGCAUUUGGAGGACAGACUAAGAGCUAUCUGUAUAGAGACGUUGGCUGAAAUCAUGGUUCGGGAUCCAAGCCUGCUCGUCGCUUCUGGGGGUCUUAGGGCCCUAGCAGAUGCACUUGGCGAAGGAACCUAUGAGGCCUCAGAAAGUCUUACAGCUGCGUUUCUCUUCUUAUUAGAUUCGCCGCGGCGAAGGAAGUAUCUCCGGUCUGGCUAUGAGCUGGAGGUUCUGUUCACACCCUUCACUGACUCUUUAUUUGCACAUGAGAGGAUCCUCAAGCAAAACUCGAGGUCUAUAGCAUAUGCUUUGAGAUCUUGGCCGGGUCUCAUGACUCUUUCCAUGUAUAACUUCAGGGCUGUGCGAUCUCUAAUCUCCAGCCUGAUGCUACCGAAUCCCACAAUUCGCGAGACUAUUAUCGAUCUUCUCUACUCCUUGCUCCGUAUAAAAUCGCCGUUUUGGGCCACCUCCUUUCUGGCGGGAAGGCGGCUAACGACCUAUGGACGAGUUGCGACUCUGAAGACAACAGGGUCCAAGCCAGCACCGGAGGAAGAAAGUUACGACAAAGGAUUUGUUGAUCAUUAUACGGCGCUACUACUCGCGGUUUUGAUAACAUCGGACAUGUUACCUGGGCUCCUACAGGUGACUCGAGAAGCCGAUAAUUCCACGUUAAAGCGGAAGACUACUUUACUCAUUGGGGAAGUUCUGAAACUCGCUAGCAGAUUAUUGCCCUCCACUUGGAGCAGCGAUUUGCAGCUCCUUCCAGAAUUAUUUGCUGCUGCUUCACAGUUUGGGAGUGAGGAACGAUUUGAUGCGACAGGAACUGUGUAUCAAAUUAGCAGCGUGAGUCGAACGCUCUAUAGAUCGGCCCCCAACGGCAUAGGAACUCUAGCCAAUGCUGGUAACAACAGUAAUGAUAAUUUGGCCGGCUUAGAGGAUACGCCGAAGAGCCAUCCCAAUACCACGCUUGAUGAGACCACUUUCCGCCAACUAUUGGUUGAAACACAAGUGCUUUCAAGUACAAACCCAGCGAAGUGGAAUUGGGAUAUUAUUCUGAAGAUCAUCGAGGGCCCUCUGUUGAACGGCAAACGUCUUGACGAAGCUAUCAAAGCUUCCAAGUUCGUCAAGCGAAUCAUGAGCUUCUACCGACCGUUCAAAUACAAAUUUGGCGAAAUCAGAAAUACCCGGAUCAAUCAAAAAUACGUCAAAGUCGGCUGCGCUCUUAUACACACGCUUUUGCAAACUUCCGAAGGAGUGAAGUACCUCGCGGACAACAAGCUGCUCAGGCAAAUCGCUGAAUGUCUCGCUCAGUGUGAUCCGACCAGUGGCUUGACAGCUCAAUCCCCGGUGUUCUCCAAAGAACGACUUGCGGAAACUUUAUGCUCAGGAUACUUUGCCAUGCUUGGUACCAUGAGUGGCGAUGUUAGGGGUCUGCAGCUGCUUGAUCGCUGGCGCAUGAUUAACAUGAUGUACCACAUCAUAGAGCUGAAGCAAAGGCCCGACCUUAUUAAGCUGUUAUUAUCGAAUUUUGACUAUAGCCUGCAGGGCCAUCCGAGAGUCCUUCUUUCGAAGGCUCUUACAGCGGGAUCCAAGGAGAUCCGUAUUCAUGCUACGAACGUUUUGAGGAGGUAUGCGCGAGGAACUAGAUUUAAUGGCGCAGCUACCCAAGGCGUUGGCGAUUCGAAAUGGGCUAUCCAACUCCUCGUUACACAACUGUACGACCCUGAGGUGGAAGUCUCCGCUACUGCCAUUAAAAUUCUGGAGGAGGCAUGCAAUCGGAAGAACUAUCUAGAGUAUAUUGUCGAGUGUCGUCCUGCUCUCGAUCAUUUAGGAGAAAUUGGCGCACCCUUACUUUUACGAUUUCUUUCCACCUCUAUCGGAUAUCACUAUCUUGACGGCUUGGAUUAUAUCAGCAACGAGAUGGAUGACUGGUUCCUUGGACGCAAUGAUGCCUACGUUGGGGUGAUUGAGGCAAGUUUGGCACGCGCGUUCGCAGAGAUGCCAGAUGACCACCCACACCGUCUGAGUGUAUACGAAGAAAGCUUCGAGAUGGAUACCGAUAAUGACCCUCAUGUACCGCCGCACUUUUAUAGGGAGUUGACGAGAACCAAGGAAGGCUGCAAGCUGUUGCGGGAUAAGGGCCACUUUGACGAGUUCGCAUCCACAAUUCGCGAUUACGGGAUGCUUUCGGACGAUGCAGAGCUGAUUCUCAAAGUCAAAGGAUGUUUGUGGGCAGUCGGUAAUGUUGGAUCGAUGGCACUUGGCGCGCCGUUUCUAGACGAAUCCGAUGUCGUUGAAAACAUCGUCAAGAUUGCCGAAUCACAUGAGAUCAUGAGUCUUCGUGGGACGGCCUUCUUUGUGCUUGGACUCAUCUCUCGAAGUGUUCAUGGACUUGAGAUUCUUUCGGAAUAUGGAUGGGAUAGCAAUACGACAAUAAUGGGCGAUUCCCUUGGGCUAUGCAUUCCACAGGACUUGAACAAGCUCUUCUCCUACGAACCCUGGGUGCAUGCCAAGGUUUCCGACAUAUUCAUGAAGGGAGACCAGCGAAUUGCUAUCACAGCAGCCAAGACGGACGAUGAUCCCGUGAACAAACGCAUUCUAGAACUCAUUACCGACCUAGGCAACACGGUGCUCCAGAAACGCGCCAUGGCAGAGCUGAGUCAAAUCAAACUGAAAAAGACGCCAAAUUUUAAACAGUCCGCUCUCUUCAAGAAAGUCAUGACACUAUUGGAGGCCCACCACUUCCGCCUCACGGUGCGCCGCUUUGUUAUUGAGCUUUUCGAUCGCAAUGUUCUUAGACGGAUUGUCUUCGAAGAGGAUAGUGACAAUGAAGGUAUGGACAGUGAUGAUAACAGUGAAAGUGAAGUCAGGACAGAACGUCAGCGGAGCUUGAGCGACGUACCCCGCUCUAGAGCUUGA